AUGGCCAACGUCUCCUCGCUGGCCGCACGCGGCUGCGCCUCGUGCCCCGCGUCCGUCUGUCCCACAUGCGCCGUCGGGCAGAUGUGUCAACAGCUCUUCCGUCCGGCACUCGACUGCACUGCCUGUCCCUCCAACAUCUGCGUCGUCGAUCCUUCCUACCGCGCCCCCAACCGCGCGCCCAUCGGCGGCGCCGUGGGCGGUGCACUGGGCGCGCUGGCACUCAGCGCCGUGCUGCUCAUGGCCUGGAGGCUGAGACGCAAGAAGCUCAGCGAGAAGCAGAGACAGAUGCGUCUCGAUGCCAAAGUGAGAGCGGCAGAGGCAGAGCAGUUUCGACCGAAGCGCAACAGCAAGGGCAGCAAUGCCGCCAGUGCCGCUGCGGCCUCGAGAGGCGCAACGACGGCGCACGAGGAGGAGCAGGAGGAGGAACUGGCCGAGGAUGUCGAGUGGACGCAGAUGCGCCCCGAUGGCCUCACCACGUUCGUCUCGCCGCCCGGCACCGGCGACGAUGACAUCUCCCUCGACAUGUCGGCACUCGGCACCGACGCGGGCAUGAAGCGCCGCUCGACGGGCGCCGCGACGCAUCUGUCACGCAUCACCGAGGGCCAGGAGGAGGAGGAGGAGCGCCAGAAACGGCUGUCGAUGCUGUCUGUUGCACGUGAUGCGAAUGCGCGUUACUCGAGAGCGCCCCCAUUGCCCAACCAGAGGCCCGUCGGCGCCGAGCAUGGCAGAGUCGGAUCGAGCAGUUCCAUCUCACUCGCUCCUGCCGCCCAUCGCGCCUCGUACCUCUCCACGGCAUCCGGCUUCUCCGGCCCGCAGUCCGCAUAUGCGCCUCAUCACGCCAACAACCCCUUCGCAGACGGCGCCUCGAUCCGCUCGGCAAGCAGCGGCGCAAGCAGCGGCGGCACGCACAUCAUUCCCAUUCUCUUCUCGCCGCCGGGCUCGGCGGGCCUGGACGGCGCGGGCAGCGUGCGCUCGGGGCGCAGCAGCGGCGGUGCGGAGGAGGAGAUGCACGACGCUUCUGCGAACGUCUCUGGGGAUUGGAGGGGGGGAUCAGGCGGGGUAGCUGCGCACGGUGCGCACGGCAACAACGCCACUCCCCCCUCUGCUCCUGCGCGCGCAGCCCGCGCAACCGGUGCGCCCCUCGUGCAGCUCUCGCAAGGCCGCAGUUCCCCACAACGCGCCGGCUCGCACCCCUCCCGUCCCGUGCGUUCUCCCGAGCUCAACCUCCGGCUUAACGACGCACGUCAGCCUCUCUCUUCCCCCACGCAUGACUUCCGCAACCUCGACCCCAGCACUCAGCCCAACUUUCCCUCGGCGCUCGCUGCGUCCAACGUGUAUGCGCGUCAAGAGCGUCCGCUGAGCACGGCGAGCGGCAUGUCCGUCGCGACUGCCGCCACGGGAGCGACGAGCGCGACGACGGGCACGACGAACUACGCGCGCCAGCCUCAUCAGCUGCACUCUCUCGCCGAGGGCGGCGGCGUCAAGCGCGUGCAGCUCGGGCGCGCCGCCGCACAGCUGGUGCGCACGCCCAGUGCUGCUCGCCGCGCGGCAGCUGCGGGCGGAGGAGGAGGAGGGCAAGCGUCGUCGCCGAGGGGCGAGCGAAGCGAUCCAUUCAGCGAUGUGCACUCGCCCACGGCGUCUUCGCCGCUUCCUCUCAGCGGCGGCGGCGAGUUGCACGCCUCGCAGUCGCACUCGCAACGGCCGCAGUCCAACGCAUCGAGCAUUGCGGGCCUGAGCGUCUUCGACGGCAUUCCCUUCAUGCAUUCGCCGACUGAGCCGAUGCCGAUGCCCGCUUCGCCCGCCGCCUCGCACUUCGAUCGGCAAGAGCAGCUGCGCACGCCCACCGCCGCCUCCUCCGCAAAGAGCCAGUCUCGACGGGCGCAAAGGCCGACGUGGAGAGCUUGAGACUGCAGCACGAGCUCGACGCUUUCCCUUUCAAGCCGCUGGCGCCCAGCCCGACUGGCUCGCGCGCUUCAUAAAGGCACACACACACACACACGGCCAACUUCGCGCAGCUCGUAGCAAGGAUCGCGCGGCCGAUCGAUCGGGCUUGCGCCUGGGGCUCUGCAUUCUUCCGCGUUCUCUUCCUCCACCCCUCUUACUCUUCGACCCGCAAGCGCCGGGCCGCUCAUCUUGACCCCUUUCACGUGUCGCUUCGGUCUCACUUGCCCGACGCUCUGGUCGUUCAAGGCUUCGACCUAUCUCCUCUCCAAUCGCCCCCCUUCGGCAUCCACGCUCGCUGUCCGUGCCCGGCCGCCACACUGUACUUGCGCUCUUUCCGCCGCCCCCAGUCACCUCUGCCGCGCGCGCGCCAUUGCUCGAACCUACACCGUGCUUUCAGCCCGUUGCACGCCUAGU
This is a messenger RNA of Tilletiopsis washingtonensis, 2358 nucleotides long. RefSeq lists its product as hypothetical. The record is from RefSeq and is a predicted model, not a curated record. Bases 1 to 1905 code for a protein of 634 amino acids. The transcript is spliced from 2 exons. Lineage: Eukaryota; Fungi; Basidiomycota; Exobasidiomycetes; Entylomatales.